AUGACGACCGUGACGGCCAAGGAUGUCUAUGUGUCUUGGAAUGGCGAUCUGAAUACCUGGCCAGAUUUCGUUCGAAAGGUGAGACUCCAGUAUGAGAAGACGCAGCCAAGCAAACGCUACUUGCUUGGCCCUGAGCUUGUGAGUCGCUUGACGGACAAGGCUUGGCAGGCUUCGUACGAGAUCGACCAUGACCGCCUUUCUGGACGCCAUGGAGUGAAGUACAUGCUCAGCUUCCUUCGUGACAAGCUCUGCCGUGCACCGGUCCCCGAUGCAGGGGCCCGCCUCGAGGAUCUACUGAUCCGACUCCGUCGACAGCCCGGUACUCCUUUUGCUCAAUGGGCUCAUGAGGUGAGAGAGCACUACCGACGACUUCAACGUGCCCUUCUCCGAGCUCGACAAGAAGCCCAACCUAAGGAGACCUCCAUGAAGAAGAGCUCAAAAGGAAGCUCCAAAAAGAGCCAUGGUUCAACAGCCACUGAACCGGAACCUCGACCUUCAUCCACUGGCAGUGACCACUCGCCUUCGAGGAGUGUCCGUAGUCGAGAACCUGCCAUUCCGGAAGAUGAGGAGCAAGAAGAAGAAGACGGAGAAGAAGAUGAAGUGGACGAUGGCUCUCCUUCCAACCGUGGUGGCUGGAACACCUGGUGGCAAUGGGGCAAUCAGUGGACUGUUGAAGAGUGGAAUGAGUGGCUUGGCAAGAAGAAGAAGCAUGAUGGCUCUGACUCCUGGUCUGCCUACGCUGAGGACGAUGAGGACAUGAAUGAAGAAGAGACCUAUUGGGGUAGUGCUUCAUGGGAUGAUGGUUCCUGGACUACCUCUUCGGCAUGGUGGAAUGACACCGAGGCUGAGUUUGAGUUCUCACCGGAAGAGCAGAAGCAGAUUGAUGAGGUCUAUGCGGCCUAUGAAGACAAGGUGAGGACUUUCGCGCAGGCCAGAAACCUGAUGAAGAGCAAGACCAACAACCGAGGCUUCUUCCCGAUGGUGAAAGGCAAGUUCUCCAAGGGCAAGGGCUCUUUCAAAGGAAAGCAAAAGGGAGGACCGUCUCCCGUGAUGGCUGCCUCCUCCUUUCAAGGCAGCUCAAGCCCUGGCAAGGGACGACAACGUCCAGGUGAACCUGACUAUACGGGAUGCUUCAUUUGUGGAGCUCGUGAUCAUUCAUUCCAGCAAUGCCCAAAGCGACAUCAACGAAAAGGUGGUGGCAGUGCACACUAUGUCGACGUUCUCUAUGCCUCUCUGGAGAACGACACCUACACGACCAAUGAAUUUGACAGCUCGGUCUUCAUGGCUCAAGACGACUCCAUGGAUGCUGAGGAAACCAUUUCAGCGUGGACUGUUCAGCCCUCAGAUGAUCAGUUCCACGCGGUGAUCGACUGUGGAGCUACCGAGACGGUUGCGUCCUUGCAUGCACUGACGGCCAUUAUGAAUCGCCGCCAGUCCAAGUUUGGCUAUGAGGAGAUCCGUGUCAACCAGGACGUCCGGAAGACAUUCAAGUUUGGAAAUGGACGCACUCUCCAAGCCACUUCAUACGUUGAGAUCCCACAGAGCAUUGGUGGCACCCAUACUUGGCUUGGAGUACAUGCUCUGGACACGGACGAUCGCUAUGUGCCACUGCUCCUUGGCAUGAGGACCCUUGAGAGGCUCGCAGCGGUGAUCGAUUUCGGCAGCAAGACUGCCAGCUUUUGUGCUGUGAGUGAUGAAUUGGUUCCGCUGCAACAAUGUCAGCGGACAGGUCACUUGCUUUUAGAUCUUUCCUCUGAUUGGCUUGACGCCCGAUUCGAUGAGGUAUAUAUGGAGCAUCUUUCAUCGUCACAAGCCAUGGUUGUCGAGAAUAGUAAUCAUCUAGAUCAAGCAGAAGCCGGUCAUAUUGACGAUUUUGCACAUGAGUAUCAGUUUGAUGAACCCUUUGUUCCUCCUCCUUCACAUCAAGAACUUCUUCCUUCCGAACCUCUUGUACUUGCUGAAUCUCCCACGUCUGCAGGUUUUGGGUUCGAGUCUGAAGUUUGCGAGGGCACGAACCCGGGGAUUUCACACGAUAGCCAUGUCCGGGACCCCGUCGACUACAUGCAGUCAACCCGAGACACCGAAGAAGGUGACGGCGAAGGGGAAAUCCAAAGGGCAGAAGAACCAGAAGCUGCCCGACGACCAGAUCUACGACUUCGCCAGGAAGGAAGGGCCGGAUCCCAGAGAUCCUCGGUUCAAAGGAGGACCGUGCAAGGGCCAGCAUGUGGAAGCCCCCUUCGGACGUGGCUCUCCAUCCGGGAAGAACGGAUGGGCAAUGUGGAAGACAUGUCAGAAUUGCAUGCUUCGCCUCGAGUACACCCCAGCAUAUGGCGCUCAUGCCAAGUACAGGAGUGCAGGUCCUCUCAGCACCGACACCAAGGACCAGCUGAUCGAGAAGGCGAACGAGAUCGAGAAGGACCCUUCUGUGCUUCGUACAGCGGAGGUGGCUUUGGAUGGCGCAGAGAGGAGUCUCCAUCGACGUUUGGAGACCAUCCAGAAGCAGAAGGAGGCCCUGAAGAAGGACAAGACCAAGGACGAGCCCCAAGCCAUGAGAACCACUACACCAACUCAGAGGAAGUCGAAGAGGACUGGUUCUCAAGGUGCAGAGGCACUGGAAGCAGCAGCGGAGGAGUCGGACGGCUCUUGGACCGAGAUGCCUCCGACGGGUGCGAACUGACCACGCCAGAGAGCGUGAAGUGUCUGGUGGCCGAGACGAUGAAUGACACUACGACGGCCAUCAAUGACAGCUUGCAUGAAUUUGUGAACCUUUCCUUUGACUCCAUGCCUGGAGUGGUACUGUUUUCUCCUGAAGCGCGCAGCCUAGAUCUUUUGGAAGUGUGCUGUCCUCCUGAUAGCGCACUCGCAGCUAUGGUGGAAAGACUCGGAGGAUCUUCAGCCAGAGUGACCGAACACAACAUGAAUUUGAACUCAGUUGAUGGCCUGACCCAAGCUAUUAGCUUUGUGAGAAGAGAAAAGCCGAGAUGGAUGUGGCUAUCCCUGCCUUGUGGGGCUAAUAGUCCCAUACAACAUCUCAACGAGCUGACUGAACAAGCCUGGCUGAAAUCUCUGGCUCGCCGGAAGAAGUCUAGAAAACUAGUCCGUCGAGCUCUUCAACUCCUUCGAGUGCAUGUCUUUGAAAAUGGUGGACACUUUGGUUGGGAGUGGCCAAAGACGAAUGAUGGUUGGCACCAAAAGGAGCUGAAGGAUUUCUUCAAGGAGGUCCAUGAGAAGAAGCAGAACCUCUUCCGCACAUUGCUCCAUGGUUGCCAAGUAGGAGUUGUGAAUGACAAGAAUGAGCCCGUGCUGAAGCCCUGGACGAUCUAUGUGACUGACCGUGCCAUGGCUUCCGCUUUGCACCUUGUAUGCCCUCAUGAUCACCAACACGGAGAAGCUAUGGGAGGCCAGUCGGCCAAGAAAACAGGCUUCUACCCUCCUCGAAUGGUGAGAAUCAUUGCUAGGCAGAUCCUACGACGUGACCUACCCCCUCACGUUGAAACUGCGCAAGAAAAAGAUGAAGAGGCACUCUUAGCCUAUGGGGUGUCUGAGAUUGAGACUGUUGCGCCUGAUGGUGUCUCUCCAGUCGAAUGGAAGAGAGUUUUAGCAUUGGUCAAGAGACUUCAUGUCCGAGCAGGUCAUCCCUCCACAAGAAGUUUGGUUGCCACCCUGAAAGCGAGAGGAGCACAUCCCCUCAUCACCUUGGCGGCCAAGUACAUGCAUUGUGAUGACUGUGCAGAGACCAAGCGAUCAGUUCCUGCAGCCCGAGCGAGCUUUAAUCGUUCGGACACUCUUUGGCACACCUUGCAAGUUGACAAUGCGUACUUCAAGGUAGGCACCAAGACGGUGACCGCCAUGAUCAUGGUUGAUGAGGCUUCUACUUUCAUGGUACCCCAUCUCCUACAUCGGCUUGACGAAGGAGAACAUGAGAAUGCCACUGCUGAACAGGUGGUAGAUGCCUUGCAGAACUCCUGGAUUCGAUUCUUUGGACAUCCUUCGGUUCUUCGACUUGAUCCCGAAGGAGCCUUUCGCUCACGGCUGCUAGAAGACUUUUGCGGCACCCGUGACAUCGAGCUUCAGCCUUGUGCAGCUGAAGCCCACUAUCAGAUCGGUGUUGUGGAGCGUGCCAUUGGGACACUAAGGAAAUCGGUGGAGCGCUUCCUUCGCAGCAACGCAGUUGAUCCCUGGGAGGCCAUUGUGACCAUGUGUGCAGCUCAUAAUGAAGUUGGAAAGAUUGCGGGUUUUUCUCCAGCUCAAUGGGCACUGGGACGUUCCUUGGGCAUCGAUGAGAAGAUUCAUGAGAGCGGAAGAGAAGCUACGAGUUUCCAUGAGUCUCAACGAGCUUCACAAGACAGAGUGCAAAAGACCAUGGUCCUUCGUCUCAAGGCUGAGCAAGAGUACAAGAAGAACAUGGCUCAAGAGGCCAUCAAUCGAGCCUGGAACUCCAAGGCUCAAAAGCGUGAGAUUUGGACUCCUGGCACACUCAUUUACUACAAGCGGUAUAAGGCACCUUCCACGUCUUUGGCGUCACACAAGGAUGUUGAUGUGACAAGACGACAAAUAGCUCGCUGGUAUGGCCCAGGUCGUGUGGUCGCUACUGAGAGCUUCUUGGACGGCGACUCAGCGAGGCCUGGUCACAUUGUCUGGAUUACUGCUGGUGGUCGCUUGAAGCGUGUUGCUCCUGAACAAUUGCGCCUGGCUAGCGAGACAGAGAAGAUUCUGGCUGAGGCUGACGGUCCACCUCGCUUUGACUGGACCAUUCAAGGUAUGCUGCAAGAAGUUGAUCGUGGACAAUUUGAUGUUUACGAUGAUUUGCUGCAACCGAGCCCUGCGACUCCGGCCCGGCGAUCUCGAAGCGCAGCGCCACCAGUGAGAGGCAGCUCAGCUAGGAGUAGGACCCCUGUGAUGAAAAGAGAAGAACCAACAAGAUCGCAUGUAGAUCCCAUAAGCCGCAAAAGACCUCAAGAAAAUUCGGAUGUUCGACCAUUAGGAGAUUCGAAAAGAAAGAGCGGCAAAGAGAUGCCACUAGGGACUGGUCAGGCACAGUCGGCAUCGGGUUCAGUGAAAGGGACAUCACACCCUGGAGGCUCUAGAAUGGUUUCUCUUGAAGCGACUCCUAAUGCCCCAUCCUUAGCUAGCUCAGAUUUUUCGCCCGGCCGCUAUCUCAGCGACCCUUCCUGCGAAUUUCCAACUAGCCAUGGAGCUGCUGGCAAGAGCUGGACUGGUGAGCUCAAACGCAAUGAGCUUUUCAAAAAGGCUCAAGAACGGCACGGUGAAGCGAAGAUGGUUGAGGAAACCUCAUUUGCUUGCGAGUCACUUCAACCUGAAGAUGGUCAAGGUGAACCUCCUUUGUUUGUUGCCAUGUCUUUGGAGCUGCCCACAGAUGAAAAGAGCAUGAAGCAGUUCAAGCGAGACCCAGUGACUUGGACAGCGAACAAGUUGAAGAAACAUGUUGAAGUGAAGAUGGAGCAUCUUACUCCAGAACAAGUUGAAGACAUGAAGAAGGCCAAGUCUUUGGAAGUUGGUCAAUGGAUCCAAGCGGCUGCCUGCAAAGCUCUUGAGGGGCACCAGAUCGCUCCUCGCAGCCGGACCAUGCGGAUGCGCUGGGUUUUGACCUUCAAGUCCUCUGGCGCAGCGAAGGCUCGAAUAGUGAUCGUAGGUUUUAGUGACCCCGACCUUGGAAGCCUUAGUACGACUAGUCCAACAAUGAGUAGACGCACUAGACAACUCAUGAUGACCAUGGCUUCUUGUUGCGGUUGGUCACAAGUGAAAUGCGAUGCCAAAAGCGCAUUUUUGCAGACUAGCGAGAACACCGAGGAACACCGGAGUGUGUUCGCAGUGCCAGUUCCAGAGCUGGCAAUGGCCAUGGGAGUUGAACCAGGCAGGGCAGUCCAGGUGGUUAAAAGCUGUUAUGGUCUUUGCAAUGCCCCUCACCAAUGGUACCUCGAAGUUAGAAACAAGAUCCUUGAAUUAGGAGGUGAGGCUUUGAAGACGGAACCCUGCUGCUGGAGGAUCAAAGAUCCUUCCACGAACUCGGUCGUUGGCCUUGUAGGAAGCCAUGUAGAUGAUUUCUAUAUGAUUGGGGACGAUGGAAACGAAACGUGGAACUUGUUUUUGCAUCGUUUUAAGGCUUCAUAUCGUUGGAGUCCUUGGGAGUGUGAUUCAUUUGACCAUUGUGGAGUUCAAUUGCAUCAAACCCCAAGCAAAGAAAUCAUUUUGGAUCAUGCAAAAUUCUGCACUGGCAUACAGCAAAUUAGCAUCACCACUAAAGACCCGAAAGCACCAGCCACUCCUCAAGAAGUUGAGCAACUUCGAGCCGUUUUGGGCGCGGCACAGUGGCGUGUGGUCCAGUCUGGACCCCAGCACGGGGCCAAGUUGAGUCAGUUGCAGAGCAGGAUCACCAAAGCUGAUGGCCAAACAUUGGCUGAAGCGAACAAAUUGGUGAGAGAGAUUUACAAUGAUCGCAUGCUUUCUCCCAAAACCCAAGUGUUGGAGUGUUCCCCUGACGAGGUUGAAUUUGUUGCUUGGAGUGACGCUGCUUUAGCCAACAGGGUUGACAUGGGUAGUACUGGUGGUUACGUUGUUGGUGCCACUACCAAAGACCUUCGAGAAGGAAAGAAAGCACGCGUGAACUUUGUAGGUUGGAAAACCUUCAAACUCAAAAGGAUCGCAAGAUCCAGCCUAGCGGCAGAGGUGCAAGCCUUUUCGGAGGCUGAAGAGGAACUUAUGUUCACGAGACUCCAGUGGGGCGAAAUGCUCGGUCAUGACCUCGAUCCUCGAUCUCCUGAAGAUGUGUUGGUUCGUGUUCCUGGGAUUCAUGUUACCGAUGCCAAGUCCCUCUAUGACUCGGUUCAGAAGGGUUUGGUGAACACAAGCGGUUUAGGACUUUCCGAGAAGUACAGUGCUUUGGAGCUUUUGUCGGUGAUGGAACGCUUGGACAGAGGUCACACGGAGACUCGUUGGGUGAAUUCUGACGCUCAACUGGCGGAUGCUUUAACAAAGCAUCAAUGUCAGAGCUCCUUGCAUCAAGCUUUGGUUCAGGGACAUUGGAUCCUGGUCUAUGAUCCCCUUUUUGUUUCUGCCAAGAAGCGAAAGGCAGCUAAGCUAGGUCCAAAAGCUUAG
This is a messenger RNA of Durusdinium trenchii, 7116 nucleotides long. NCBI's taxonomy places the organism in Eukaryota, Dinophyceae, Suessiales, Symbiodiniaceae. The record is from the annotation of a GenBank genome assembly.